GCGAGGCCGCUUACUACAGUUCGAGUUUUGCUGCUGUCCGUAGGAUAGCGAUUGCAAUAAAAGCCGCAGAAGCUUUUCACAUCUCUCUCUCUCUUCUUCUUCUUCGGUUUUUGGAUUGAUAUGGCUUUUCUGAGUCAGAGAAAGAAGGAAACAGCUUGAAAAAAGCUCUUUCAUGGCGAUCUCGAAGAUCGAGCUCGAAACGAGCGCUUGGUGGCGUUUCGGAGCUGCGGGAGUCGGGAUUUCGGACGGGAAGCUCUUCGUUUCGGAAGGUUUUGUUUGAAGAAGCUCGAGGAGAGGUUGUCAGGAUCCAUAUUGCAGGGAUUUAUAGUUUGAUUGGAUUUCGAAAACACUAGGCUUAUGUCUGUUGCGAUUGGGACGUGAAUUUCUGCUCCGGAGCUUCCGUUUGGAUGGAGAAAUGGAUGAAAUUGACACGGCAGGAUCGGUGUGGAGAAAGGGUCUCGGUGUCAUCUUCGAAUGAGUUUUUUUGACGCCAGGGUUUGAAAAUGAAGCUUUCUACCUCAGGAUUAUCUCAGCAGUCUCAAGAAGAAGAGAAGAGAUGCUUGAAUUCGGAGCUCUGGCAUGCUUGCGCUGGGCCACUUGUGUCGUUGCCGACGAUCGGCAGCCGUGUUGUUUAUUUUCCUCAGGGUCAUAGUGAGCAGGUUGCAGUGUCGACGAAUAAAGAAGUUGACGGGCACAUACCCAAUUACCCGAGCUUGCCUGCUCAACUGAUCUGCCAACUUCACAAUGUUACAAUGCACGCAGAUGUGGAAACAGAUGAAGUAUAUGCUCAAAUGACCUUGCAACCAUUAAACCUGCAAGAACAAAAGGAUGCGUAUCUUCCUGCUGAGCUGGGUAUUCUGAGCAAGCAGCCAACGAAUUAUUUCUGUAAGACAUUGACUGCAAGUGAUACUAGUACUCAUGGAGGGUUCUCUGUCCCUCGUCGUGCAGCUGAAAAAGUGUUCCCUCCACUGGAUUUCUCACAGCAGCCACCAGCUCAGGAGCUUAUUGCAAGGGACCUGCAUGAUGUUGAGUGGAAGUUUCGGCAUAUUUUUCGAGGCCAGCCCAAAAGGCAUCUUCUUACUACGGGCUGGAGUGUGUUUGUCAGCGCCAAGAGACUUGUAGCUGGGGAUUCUGUUCUUUUCAUAUGGAAUGAAAAGAAUCAGCUUUUGUUGGGAAUCCGGCGUGCCAGUCGACCACAAACUGUGAUGCCUUCAUCUGUUCUAUCCAGUGAUAGCAUGCACAUAGGACUCCUUGCUGCUGCAGCUCAUGCUGCUGCCACAAACAGUCGUUUCACUGUUUUUUACAACCCAAGAGCUAGCCCAUCUGAGUUUGUCAUACCUCUUUCAAAAUAUGUCAAAGCAGUAUUUCACACACGAGUAUCAGUUGGAAUGCGUUUUCGGAUGCUCUUUGAGACUGAGGAAUCAAGUGUCCGUAGGUACAUGGGUACUAUAACUGGCAUAAGUGAUUUGGAUCCUGUUCGCUGGCCAAAUUCUCACUGGCGAUCUGUCAAGGUUGGUUGGGAUGAGUCAACAGCAGGUGAGAGACAGCCAAGGGUGUCGUUGUGGGAAAUCGAGCCUUUAACAACAUUUCCCAUGUAUCCGUCAUUAUUUCCUCUCCGGCUGAAACGACCUUGGCAUCCUGGAGUGCCUUGUUUCAAUGAUAUUAAAGAAGAUGAAACUAAUGGCUUCACCUGGCUGAGAGGGGAUACCAGAGAACAGGGCCUCCAUUCCAUGAAUUUCCAGCCACUUGGAAUGGGACCUUGGAUGCAGCAGAGGCUUGAUCCUGUACUGCUAGGAAAUGGCCAUGAUCAGUACCAAGCAAUGGCAGCAGCAGCACUGCAGGAUAUAAGAAGUGGGGAUUCUAUGAAACAGCAAUUUCUGCACUUUCAACCAACUUUCCAAUCUUCUCAACAGAUGGGCAGACCCAACUCAUUACUGCAGCAGCAAACUAUUCAACAAAUACAACCUCAUCAGAUCCUGCAAACCCAGCCACUGAAUGCAUCGGAAAACCAAUCUGUGAAUCACCUUCUGCAGCAGCAAUUGCCACAAGUAUUUAAUGAUCAUCAAAAGCAUCAGGUGCAACAACAACAACAAACCUAUCAAGAGACAUUUCAGAUUCCAAACAAUCGGAUGCACCAAUCACCUUUGUCUACACCGUUGUGUCAGAAAUCAGUCUUUCCAGAUUCAACUGUGAACUUCUCAUCUGCUUUAACUCCUACCUGCAUACAGAGCAUGUUGGGUUCAUUGUCUCCAGAAGGAAGCACCAAUCUUACAAACUUCUCGAGAAUGGGUCAGUCAAUUAUGACUGAGCAGCACCAGCAACCCUGGGUCCCAGAAUUUGUCAUGCCACAGGUCAGUCCUUUCGGCAGUGCAAUAUCUCUUCCACCCUUCCCUGGGAAAGAUUGUGGCUUGGAUUCACAAAAUUGUACUGCGGAUUCCCGGACACAUACCUUGUUUGGUGUUAAUAUAGACUCUCGAAAUCUCCCUGCUCAAGUGACUAAUCUUGGUUCUGCUGCAAUUGGCACCGAAGUAUCCACCAUGCCAUUUGCUACUUCUGGAUUUCAGAAUUCUCUGUACAGUUGCAUAGGUGAUUCCUCGAGUUUGCUGCAAAAUGCAUGUCAAGUUGACCCAGGAACCAGAACAUUUGUGAAGGUUUACAAGUCAGGGUCAGUUGGGAGGUCAUUGGACAUCACUCAGUUCAGCAGCUACAAUGAGCUGCGGGAGGAGCUAGGUCGAAUGUUCGGGAUUGAGGGGCAGUUGGAAGACCCUCUGAGAUCAGGCUGGCAGCUUGUAUUUGUCGACAGGGAGAACGAUGUGCUUCUCCUUGGAGACGACCCAUGGCAGGCAUUUGUGAAUAAUGUGUGGUAUAUCAAGAUACUUUCACCUGAUGACAUUCAGAAAUUGGGGGAGGAUGUGGAGCCCUUAAAUCCAACUGGAAGUCGGAAGCUGAGCAAUAGUAUCUGCGAGGUGUAGAAUCUUCUUUCUGGGCUACCCUCUGUUGGCCUGCUUGAAUAUUGAAAGGAUACAAAGCGGUUUGCUGCUAAUGUACUUUUGGAAGGGUUCCAAAUUCCCAAGUGCUGUGUACUGGUAAUUAUGUAACUUAGGUACUAUCAAUAGUGAGUAGGACCUUGAUUUCCUUUGUAAUAUAUGAAUCCACAUGUGCAAACCUGAUGUCCUUUAACUAUAUGGCUUGUAGUCAAUGACUAGAGCACUCAUUUCUUGUAUUACUCAGUUGCAAUCAAUAAGUAUACUAUAGUAGUUGGAGUGA
This is a messenger RNA of Magnolia sinica, 3267 nucleotides long. Its product is annotated as auxin response factor 12-like. The coding region runs from base 504 to 2972 and encodes 822 amino acids. Lineage: Eukaryota; Viridiplantae; Streptophyta; Magnoliopsida; Magnoliales; Magnoliaceae. Gene Ontology annotation, molecular function: DNA binding; protein binding. Gene Ontology annotation, cellular component: nucleus. The transcript has 15 exons. Gene Ontology annotation, biological process: regulation of DNA-templated transcription; response to hormone. The record is from RefSeq and is a predicted model, not a curated record.